This is a messenger RNA of Pseudogymnoascus destructans, 1500 nucleotides long. RefSeq lists its product as uncharacterized. The transcript has 2 exons. The coding region runs from base 678 to 902 and encodes 74 amino acids. NCBI's taxonomy places the organism in Eukaryota, Fungi, Ascomycota, Leotiomycetes, Thelebolales, Thelebolaceae. The record is from RefSeq and is a predicted model, not a curated record.
UUAAAUCAGAUUGUGCUGCUUCUAAACCCAACUCGCCCAAUUAUCAUCCCCUUACUCUCAAACACCAAAAAGCUCUCAUAGGCCUUGUUACGCUCGUUCCUACGGUACAGACAAUAACACCAACUACAAGAGCCAUCGUCAACAAAAUGUCCGUUCGCAUUCACAGGUCGUGAGGGGUAAUCGUCGCUUUCGAGCCUGUGAGAGAAAGGGAGUCAAUUGGGAGAGGACUGUGUAGUUUGGGAAUACUUGGGUAGCGCUGAGAUGGACCUGGAGAUGAUUAGAGAGAUCAAGGGGAACUUACUUUCCAUCCUGAGGAUCGAAGUUGCUGGUAGCCUGGUUUAAGAGCGUCUUGUUGGGCAGGGCCGAUUGGAAGUAACAACCGAUGCCUCCGUAAUAUAUCUUAAGCUUGUCCUUGUUGUUCCCAGCUUUGACCUUAGUGUUAUCGACUACCAAGCGAGACGCAGCAUAUUAGCAUCCCAGACUGUUCAGAGCAGAGUUUGCCUUUUAUCUCAAUACGGUGCUCCCAUGAAGCUUAUCAGGCCCGGCUUCGGCAUGACAGAGACUUGUGCAGGUUGCAUUUAUAACGUCGUCGACUGCCCGCAGUACGGUAUCGAACAUGGUGUCGAUUGUGCUUGGUGAGGCGAACCAAGCAAUCAAUAUGAGAAUCACCCGUCAGGAUGGGAGCAGGCGAGCGUAAACGAGAUGGGAUCACUCGAGGUGUUCGGUCCGUCUGUCUUCAGUGGUUAUACAACAAUGUGAAGGCCACGAAGGCAGCAUUCACACCGGACGGGUGGUUUAAGACUGGAGAUUUAGGAUUACUAGAUUUCAAUCGGAGGUUGAGACUGACACUGACAGGUCGCGAGAAGGAUAGCGUUAUUAUUAAUGGGCUCGAGAGCGCCUAACAGCAUUAUGCCAAAGUAAGCCCUGCAUUAUAGAUCCAGACGACUGCAACAUUUCAGAGCCAACACUUGCCGAUUUUCCAAGCACGAUAUUUGAUUACCUGCAUGGGUAUUUUGAACGAGCCUACUCUCCCAAACAUUCCAGGUGUCCACAACUUCAAAGGCGACGCAUUUCACACGACAAGGUGGCCUAGUGAUGCUGCUGGAAAACUUGACGGAACGAGACUAGGCAUCAUCGGCACGGCUACAGCCAUUUCAAACCAUUCAAGAAAUUUUCAAAACCGUGGGCUCUCUAGCUGUUUUCCAACGCGUCGUCGUCGUAGUCGUCGAGAUGCGGGGCGGCAAUACGCUCAUCAUGCGAAGAAACCACAAUGCGGACCAAACAUUGAACUCCCCAGAUUCAAGGCCGCUCAGUUCUGCUCUGCAGAUGUCGGGCCAUGGUUGUUAGAUAAUAAUUUAUGCAGCUGCGACUUGAGCGGCUUCGCCUUACCUUGCUCGUUGAGGACGUAUGAUGACUUUUGGGUGAUGGUGGAUAAGGGUGAGCUCAGCGCUUGUUUUAAUUGCCCGGGUAUGUAUAUGCUUCUCUAUGGUUUUCUAGGUC